This is a messenger RNA of Arxiozyma heterogenica, 1701 nucleotides long. It is a transcript of the gene VHR2, whose product is annotated as Vhr2p. The coding region runs from base 1 to 1701 and encodes 566 amino acids. NCBI's taxonomy places the organism in Eukaryota, Fungi, Ascomycota, Saccharomycetes, Saccharomycetales, Saccharomycetaceae. The transcript has a single exon. The record is from RefSeq and is a predicted model, not a curated record.
AUGAUAAACACACAUUAUAACACUAAUAACGUUGGUUCAUACGCAACAAGCACUAAUUAUAAAAUUACAAAAACCACAAACAACCUGACUGGUAAAGGGACAACGCAUAAAAUAAGACAAAUUUUAAAUUUUACUGAUGAAAAAAGAUGGAAGCAAUUUUCUUCUCGUAGACUAGAAUUAAUUGAUAAAUUUGGGUUAAGUGAAAGGAAAGCAUCUGAGCAAGAUGAUAAUAUUAAACAGAUAGCUAACAUGUUAAGAGAAGAAUUUGAAUAUCCAAUGGAUUCAAUUAAUGAAUUCGAAAAGUUGGUUACUGCUGCUGUACAAUCGGUUAGACGCAAUAGGAAAAGAUCCAAAAAGAAAUUUGAAAAUUUUGUUUCAAACUCAAACUCACACUCACACUCACAUGCUACGUCUACAUCUACAUCUACAUCUUCUUCAAAUUCUUCGAUUUGUUCCCCAAUAGAACACAAACAAGAAUUAUUUACUACUACUAUUAGCACUAGUAAUAAUAAUAACAUUAAUACGAGUGAUUCAGGUAAUAUCAGUAUAUCUUCAGCAGAUUUUCCAUCUAUUAAUAACAAUGACAAGGUUAUCUAUUCAAACCAACUUUCAUCUUCUACAAACACUACAAACACCACCAACCAUGGUAACACAGGAUUAAAAUCUCCGCUAUUAUCCCCACCGCCAUCUGUACAGGGUAAGACUGAUGGUUCGCGAAUUAUAAGUUUGCCUGUCACUAAUUAUAGAUCAUCUCCAUCAUGUUCUAUAUCUAAUUCAGUAAGCUCUCCUUUGUCUUUGAAGAGAUUACAGUCGAAUACAUCCUUGUCCACUGUAGAAAAUCAGUACAUGUUGACUAUUAGAUCUUUGUGUUUUGAACUGCUCAACACCAACUUUGACUCAUUGGUCAAACAUAGGAGCAACUCAAAUAAUAUUCAUGUCCCCAACUUUUUAUUAGAUAAACUGAUAAAUAAAAUACAAAAUUCAAAAACUUUCAUGGAUUUUACAAAUCAGAAUCAGAACACUGGUUUCCAAAGUGAUAAAUGGCAAAAUUUGAAAGUCUUAGGUGAAAUGUGUACGAAAGCCUCAAUUUCUUUUGUUAUUGAGAGAUAUUUUAUCGACCAAAAUACAAUUAGUCAGGAUGACAAAUUCUCAAUGGACUUCCUAAGGCAAUUGUCUUCUACCUUAUUUAAUGAAGUCUUUAAACAUCAUAAUAUAGAUAUGUUUACUCAAAUCAAAUUUUUAUAUCUCAUUAUUGGUACCAUUGUGAAAGAUUAUGGGUUUGACUCGAUCCUAUAUCCGUUGAAUGAAAUAAUUCAUCAUUUAAUUCAGAAUAGAUUAAAUGUUGACAGUUCUGUGUCUACUAAGGCACAACCUUUAUUACCACCAUUAAAUAAUGGUUUGAAUAUCUUAAGUGUUGUGUCUUCACAAGUCAGCAGUUCAUCUCAUCUUUCUCCUGAAUAUACAUACAGGGAAACUUUACCAAGUGUAAGUACGUUCGUUCAGAACAGCCACAAUAAUCUACCUUCUCCAACACCUUCUUCCAAUAAAUCUACCAGUAAAACAACUACUGCUACUACUAUUAAUAGUGCCAAUUUGGAGACAGUAUUACAUACUUCUAGCCAUGGUCCUUUGCCUCAAUUAAUUGUAAAGGAAUCUUUUGCAAAUGGCACAUUGCCCCAACCUAUUAAGCAGAUAUUAUAA